Ustilago hordei is the source of this 918-nucleotide messenger RNA. RefSeq lists its product as uncharacterized. The coding region runs from base 1 to 918 and encodes 305 amino acids. The record is from RefSeq and is a predicted model, not a curated record. Lineage: Eukaryota; Fungi; Basidiomycota; Ustilaginomycetes; Ustilaginales; Ustilaginaceae. Gene Ontology annotation, molecular function: oxidoreductase activity. The transcript has 2 exons.
AUGGCGCAGACAAAAGAAGAACAGUUGAAGCAGGCUUACGCUGCCACCAUGCAGCGUCUCGAGCGCAUUCGCAACCAUCUCGACAAGCGUCCCCGUUCCGGUCGUCUUUCGGGCAAGGUCGCCAUCAUUACCGGUUGCGGUAGUCUUUCAGGUAUCGGUCGGGCCACGGCGAUGCAAUUCGCGCACGAAGGAGUCAAACACAUCUACGUCUGUGACAUUGACGACGAAAACCUCCCUUCCCUCAAAGAAGACAUCACUAAACGCUACCCUGAGGUCAAAUGCACCGCCAUCGCCUCCGACGCAGCUGACGAAGCCUCAGUCACAUCCAUCAUCGACCAAGCCAUCUCCGACAACGGUCAUCUCGACAUUUUCUUCGCAAACGCUGCUCGUGCCACUGGCGCACCCAUCUCUGCUACCGAUGUAGAGGACUUGGAAAGAACCCACCACAUCAACGUCACAUCUUGCUUCCUCGCUUGCAAAUACGCUUCUGCCGCUAUGGCAAAGGCUGGCGGCUCGAAAACCGAGUCUAGCGGAUCGAUCAUUCUCACUGCCUCGGUUGCUGGGUUGCGAUCUGGUGCGGGUAGCGUAGACUACUCAGCAUCUAAGGCUGCGGUGAUUAGUUUGGCUCAGACUACCGCUUGGCAGCUGCAGCGCAGCAAUAUUAGGGUUAAUGCUGUUUGUCCCGGUCUUAUUGAGACUGGCAUGACGCUGCCAACCUUCGAGAUGGCUAGGGAGAGAGGUACUGCAGGUAAAAUCGGUCAGCUCAACCCUACUGCGAGGUACGGUGUAGCACAGGAGAUCGCUAACGCUGUGACAUUCUUGGCUUCGGAUGAGGCUUCGUAUGUUAAUGGUGUGGCGCUGCCGGUGGAUGGUGGUUUGCAGGCGAGUUUACCUGUUGUUCCUGGCAAGUUCCACUAA